This is a messenger RNA of Funneliformis caledonium, 1458 nucleotides long. The record is from the annotation of a GenBank genome assembly. Lineage: Eukaryota; Fungi; Glomeromycota; Glomeromycetes; Glomerales; Glomeraceae.
AUGUCUCAACAACGAAACGCUUUAAUCAAACGUGCAUCACUUUAUCCUUUGUUUUUUGAUGAUACAAUUGCACAGAACAAUCCUAUACGUGGUUCUCGUGGUCAAGAUUCGUAUGAAGAACGUGUUGCAAGGUUGGAAAAAGGAAUGAUAAACAUCCAAGAGCAAGUGAGAAUCGGGUUCAACCAUCUUUCAAGUGAAAUACGAGCUUUAAGUUUCUCUGUAGAACCUAGACCACAAAUUUCCAAUCAGAAACAUAAAUCAAUUGAAUGUAAUAGCCAAAAAUCAAUUAAAAGUGACUAUCUGAACGAUUCACUUGACGAAAUCAAUGAUAUUAGAACAGAUAUUGAGCAAGACUACUUCGAAGACAUUAUUCCUAUAUGUGAAAAAUCUUUUCUAGAAGAGGAAAUAAAAUACAAGGAUAGUGAAUUGCAAGAGGAGACGAGGAAAAACCUUAUUAAGAGAAAGCGAAAGGAGAUCAGAGUUAAUUCUAACAAAAUAAAGAUCUUAUUACAAAGCGCAAGAUUCGAUAAAUUUCUGAUCGAUUACACAAAAAAAUUUAGCGAAAUAGCCCCGCAACUUGAACGAGAAUUGAUACCUUGUAUUCGAAUAAUUCUCGAACAAUGUCAAUUUCAGAAACGUGAGCGAAGACUGAAAGGAGCUUUGUCCAUGACAGAUGAUCCAAAAUACAAAGAAUUAAUAAUCGAACAUGGAAUUGAAGACGUAAAUGAGAUAUUGGGCAGAAAUGACUACCAUUCUCCAGAGGAAAGCGAUCUGGAGAAUGAUCCCGAUUCCUCCAUAGAACGCAAGCGACUCCUGUUAACAACUCUUUUACAUACAAUUGAUGAAUAUGUCGAGAAACACUUUCCAGAAAAUAAGAAAAAAUCCACUAUCCCACUUUUCAAAUCAAGAGAACCAGAAAGAGAUGAUUUUGCGGAUGAUAUAAGCGAUUUGGAUCCUAUGGUUUCAAAUAAAAAAUCUCAAAGACGAAAUUCAACCGAUCAAAAUUCAGUAGAUAAUGAUUCAUCACGAUCACAACGACAAACGUCAACUUCACAGGAUAUCAUUCCAGCUGGUAGUCAAAUUACGGUUGAUUCUAUGAAUAAAUCACGAUCACAACAAAUGGUGACAUCUCCACGAAAUCCAAGAGAGAAUAGUAAUAGAGAUAAUAGAUAUCUUAAUUCUAUGCAUGAAUCAUUGCAAUUAAAACAAAAAAAGAAAUCAUUAUCGAAAUCGCGUGAAAAUUCUCCAAGAAAUUUGAAUGAUGGUGAUGAUGACGAGUCAUAUAUUGACGAUAUUUUUUAUGAUUCGAAAUCAUAUGAUAAUGAUGACGAUUAUGAUCUCAGUAAUUAUGAUUCAGGAUCAUUAUCAAAACAAACGUCAUCCCAAGAUAAAAUUCCAAUAAGUAGCUCAAAAUCAAAGAGCGACAAUAAUUAUGGUCAUAGUGAAUACGAAUCAUGA